This is a messenger RNA of Penicillium cataractarum, 3654 nucleotides long. RefSeq lists its product as uncharacterized. Gene Ontology annotation, cellular component: nucleus. The transcript has 3 exons. Lineage: Eukaryota; Fungi; Ascomycota; Eurotiomycetes; Eurotiales; Aspergillaceae. Gene Ontology annotation, molecular function: nucleic acid binding; ATP binding. Bases 1 to 3654 code for a protein of 1217 amino acids. Gene Ontology annotation, biological process: mRNA splicing, via spliceosome. The record is from RefSeq and is a predicted model, not a curated record.
AUGGCUCGCCACGGGGAUACUCGCUCACCAUCUCCUGUAGGCAGCACAUACUCCUCGUCUCGCCGAAAUCGCAGAGAGGAUGAUCGCUUCGACAGAAACAGACGGGAUGACGGACGUGGUUAUCGCAGGUCCCGCAGUCCAGAGGUGGGUCACAUCCGAACUCGCAAGCUAUCAUCCCCAGCUUCACAUCUAACUUAUCCCGCAACGAUGCAGCGGCGUUAUCGUGAUCGCGACCACGGCCGUGACAGAGAUGGCUAUAGACGCCGAGACCGAUCGAUAGACCGACGCGAUGAAGAUAGUUACCGCCCCAACCGACGAGAUCGGUCUCGCGAACGCCGACGGUCCAGAGACCGAGACGAUGACCGUGAUUAUCGCCGCAGGAGUCGCGACAGAGAUUACCGACCCAGGAGAGAAGAUUCCCGCGACCGGGAUCGCAGACGCACAGAUGAUUCUGCUGAUUUGAAGCACAAAUCUAGACGGGGUGACAGCCGUGACCGUGGCGCGACUCGGCGGUCUGCAUCUCGCACUCAAGAGCGCCACUUCACCAGCAGAGCGCGUGAUGCUUAUUACGUUCGGCAGCCAUCCAAACCCACUACCCCCGCGCCGGCCCCCGCCGCUCAAACGGACGAGCAGAAAAAGGCCGAGAGAUUGGCGAAACUCGAACUAUGGAAGGCGAAGCAAGCUGCCGAGCGAGAACGGAAGCAACAAGAACAAGCUGCAGCAGGUGGCGGACGUGGAAUUCUCGAUGAGAUUGAUCGCAGAUCUGGGUUUUCCCCAGCUGUGGGUUCGCCUCAAACUCCGGCAACACCGACCGACACCGCAUCACCAGCUCCUUAUGCUGGAAAAUUCGACCCCAAGGCUAUUGCUAAGAAUGCGGCCUCGAAUGGGACGGCCGCCGUCCCGGCUGUGCUUGGGAUUGAUGUCGCGGUUCCGCAGACCACAAAGGUUACGGUACGACAACCUGCAGCGCCCUCUGCCCCUGCAUCCGCUCCCUUGAAGGCCAAAGGCAAUGUGAGUGGAUUCGGUCUCGGUGCCAAACUGGCCUUUGAGUCCGAUAAACCCUCCGCUACUCGAACUCUAGGCUUCGGCGAGGAAGAGUCUACUCGCAAGAAAUUGGAGCGGCUCCCAACCCCUCCUCUCGACGACGGCAAAGAUAACUUUGUCGAUGCGGACGAUGCCGGUGACGAUGAUGAUGUCGAUAUGCAAGAUGGGGACAACGAGGAAGAAGCUGCGGCUGCCGCACGAGCCGCCGCUGAACGGCGCGAAGAGCGACUUCAGAACCAGCAGUCCGAAAUGAACGCAGAUAUCCACAUGGAGGAUGCCAACCAGCAGGCUGAGUCUACCGAGAUGGAAGUCGACGAAGAGGAGGAAGUUGAUCCUUUGGACGCAUUCAUGUCAGAGCUUGCAGAUACCGCUCCCCCGAAAAAGAAGAUCGGUGUUACAUUCGCUAAGAAGAAAGCCAGCCAACAACCGCAGGCGAUGUUUGGUGACGAGGACGAUGUAGACCUCACCGCUGUUGGUGGCGAAGAUGCAGACGACGUUCUCGCCAUGGCAAGCAAGAAGAAGAAGAAGGAAAUCCCGGUGGUCGACCACGCAAAGGUCGAGUAUGAAACCUUCCGCAAGGCCUUCUACAACGAGCCCUCACAUCUUGCCGAUAUGACCGAAGAGGAAGUGGCAAAUUUGCGCCACGAGUUGGACGGUAUCAAAGUACGUGGACAGGAUAUCCCCAAGCCCGUCCAGAAAUGGGCUCAGUGCGGUUUGGGCGUGCAAACGUUGGAUGUUGUUGACCGCCUGGGUUUCGAGGGACUUACAUCUGUCCAAGCCCAAGCCAUUCCCUGUAUCAUGUCUGGCCGUGACGUGAUCGGUGUGGCCAAGACUGGUUCAGGAAAGACCAUGGCCUUCCUUGUCCCCAUGUUCCGCCACAUUAAGGAUCAGCGGCCGUUGGGUAACAUGGAGGGUCCUAUUAGUCUUAUCAUGACACCGACUCGUGAGUUGGCUACACAAAUCCACAAAGACUGUAAGCCGUUCUUGAAGGCACUCGGCCUUCGUGCGGUCUGCGCCUACGGUGGUGCUCCCAUCAAAGAUCAAAUCGCGGAGCUGAAGCGUGGCGCUGAGGUUGUUGUUUGCACUCCUGGUCGAAUGAUCGAUCUACUUGCUGCUAAUGCUGGCCGAGUAACGAAUCUCCACCGUGUGACAUACGUGGUUCUCGACGAGGCAGACCGCAUGUUCGACAUGGGCUUCGAACCCCAGGUCAUGAAGAUUUUGGCCAACGUUCGACCGGAUCGUCAGACUGUGCUCUUUUCCGCCACGUUCCCCCGAAACAUGGAGGCACUCGCCAGAAAGACACUCAGGAAACCGAUCGAGAUUGUGGUCGGCGGCAGGAGUGUUGUAGCACCUGAGAUUACCCAGGUGGUUGAGGUGCGGAACGAAGAUCAGAAAUUCGUCCGCCUUCUUGAAUUGCUAGGCAAUCUGUACUCUGACGACGCAAAUGAGGAUGCGCGGGCGCUGAUCUUUGUCGAUCGUCAGGAGUCUGCUGAUAACUUGCUGAAGGAGUUGAUGCGAAAGGGCUACCCUUGUAUGUCUAUUCACGGUGGAAAGGAUCAAGUCGAUCGUGAUUCUACCAUUGAAGACUUCAAGGCUGGUAUCUUCCCCGUCCUCGUCGCUACAUCGGUGGCUGCUCGUGGUCUAGACGUCAAGCAGCUGAAGCUGGUUGUUAAUUACGAUGCGCCAAAUCACUUGGAAGACUAUGUCCACCGUGCCGGUCGAACUGGCCGUGCCGGAAACACUGGUACUGCGGUCACGUUCCUCACAGAGGGACAGGAGCGGUACUCUGUGGAUAUCGCAAAGGCGCUCAAGCAGAGUGGACAGGAGAUCCCGGAGCCGGUUCAGAAGAUGGUCGACAACUUCCUGGAGAAGGUCAAGGCCGGUAAAGAAAAGGCCAGUGGAUCUGGCUUUGGUGGUAAAGGCCUGGAGCGUCUUGACCAGGAACGUGAGACCGCUCGUAUGCGUGAACGCCGAACAUACAAGACCGGCGAGGAAGGUGAAGAAGACGAAGAGAAGGAUGAAAAGGAGAAGAAGGCCGACGACGAUCGCUUUAACAAGGCGCUCUCCGCAGUGCAGUCUGCCGCUGCCCCGGCACCGGCGCCUCUCGUUGGUGUUCCCAAGGGUAUUGAUCUGGACGGCAAGAUUACAGUCCACAAGACCGAAAAGGAUCCCAACGCUGCUUCGAAGAACCCCCUGGACAAGGUUGGAUCUGCCGUGGCCGAUAUUCACGCUCGUCUUAGUCGCGCGGGUGUGAUGAGAUCGGGUGUCCCCAUCGACAACCGUGGACCAGAUGCAGGUGCAUUCCAUGCUACCUUGGAGAUCAACGACUUUCCCCAAAAGGCUCGUUGGGCCGUUACCAACCGUACGAAUGUCGCCAAAAUCCUGGAAGCCACGGGCACAUCCAUUACCACGAAGGGCAGUUUCUACGCCACUGGCAAAGAGCCUGGUCCCAACGAGAAUCCCAAGCUGUACAUUCUUGUUGAGGGCGAGACUGAGAUUUCCGUCACCAACGCGAUGCGUGAGCUUAUGCGCUUGCUGAAGGAGGGUACCGUUGCCGCUGCUGAUAGUGAUGCGCGUGCGCCGGCCAGUGGUCGUUACAGCGUUGUUUAG